Messenger RNA from Serendipita indica DSM 11827, 1056 nucleotides. Lineage: Eukaryota; Fungi; Basidiomycota; Agaricomycetes; Sebacinales; Serendipitaceae. The record is from the annotation of a GenBank genome assembly.
AUGGCUAGUCCCUACUCUGCUGGCGGUCUUCCUGACCACGACGAUGUCAUCGCUGGAUCUAUAUUCAUUGCAGUCUUUGCCCUUGUUGGCAUUGGGCUCCACGUCCGACCAUUGCUCACCCACGGAUACCAAUUCUUCUGGACACUGGCUUUGCUCGCAUUCUGCGUCUUGCGUAUCCUAGCUAUUGGGACGCGCAUUGCACUCAAGAACGAUCUACACAACAAGGCAUUGGGAUGCAUCACUCAGAUUCUCCUCUCUGCUGGGGUCGCGAUUCUGCUUGUCGUGAAUAUUCAAAUGAGCAGGCGCUUCUUCUGUCAACUGCACCCCCGUCACUCCAAGGUGGUCAAGUAUGCUCUCACGGGCACAGCAUACAUGGUUGAUCCUCUCGUCGCCAUUGUCAUAUUCGCCAUCAUCCAAACUUAUGUUGCCACCGACCCACACGUGCUCUCAAUAGAUCGUGACAUUCGAAUCGUCUGUUCGAUCUUUUUCGUGGUUCUUGCUUUCCUUCCCAUCCCAGUGGUCAUACUCGUUCUCGUUCUUCGCAAGUUGGAACGCUCUCUCCCGUUGCUCAACGACGUGGAAGAAAAGGCGAGGCAUGCGCCAGUGCAGUCAUCUGCACCGUUUUCUGUCGAGAGCUCUCGGGCCGCUAGCGUCAAUGGCACGCUCACAGACAGACCUAUGUUGCCAAAACAAAAGGAGAAGACCGACGAAGCGUCACUCCAUUCCAACCCACACUGGCCAACAAGCGGUGUCGGUCCGACCCCAAUUAGCCUUGCAGGGAUCUUGGAGAACGCUGCGGUUAUUGUCGUUCCUGCCUGUCUCCUCACUUUGGAACAGGCCAUCCGCGUCGCUCAAAUCUAUUAUACACCGAAUCCAGGCAGUUUAGAUCUACCUUGGUAUAUGUCCAAGGCCGCCUUUUGGAUCCCUAUCUUCGGUAUUGAAAGCAUUGUCACCAUAAUUUGGGGUUUUGCCUCUCUUCCGUCUCGGUUCUCUCACUUGCCACCUCUGUUGUUGAUGCAACAGCUCGAGUUACCCGCCAUUACCAAUGUAGCCUAA